CACAUCUUACUGUCCACAUUCUACUGAUGCUUUGCAGUACGAUGGAAAUUCAUUAUGUUUAGCCGUGUCGUUACAAUACAUACCUCAAGUGCUGUUUCUGCUGCUGUCAAUACCAACAUUUCUCUAUCUGCACCGCAAAGUGCCAUCAACCAGAAUUCUGCAUCUUCCCCUCCAUGCAGUACGCUGGACGCUCAUACUAGCUCUCCUUCUUGCCUUGUUGGCCGAGAGUGGUCAAACACUGAUGUGAUUGUUUCUUACUUUGUCGCUUACGCUGUGGAAACGAGAGAGCGGCCUUGCUUUCUUAUGGUGCUCGUGCUGACGUGGACUUGCAGUUGUGCGACGAGAGCGGUCUUGAUUCAUGAAUACAGAAGUUGGCCUGACAGUCUGAAAGACGACGUCAGACCAACGACGUGUUAUGUUGUCAUGACGUUCUACGUAUUGUUGCUUUUCGCUGACAGCUACGUCGUCAUUGUUAGUUGGAUAAGAUCAAAUAAAUCAAGCUACGAUGUAUCUGCACCUGCAGAGAAGAAUGAGAAUGACGAUGAGGCAAAUAUGGUGUUCAGACAUGCUUAUGCAAAUUUGUUCUCGAAGAUGAGCUACUGGUGGUUUGGUACACAAAUUUUGCAAGUUGGAUACAAGAAACCAUUGCAGCAAUCAGAUCUUGGUCCGAUACCAAAGAUAGAUUCUUCUGAUGUUGCAUACAGAGUGUUUAAGGCUGCAUGGCAGAAAGAAGUGGCUCAAGCUCAGAUUGGUCAGAGGGAGCCAUCUAUGGGCCGUGCACUUGCAAGGACGCUAUGGAAAACAACUGCAUUUAGUGGACUACUGCUGGCAAUAGGAUAUGCAUUAAAGUUUUAUGGUCCUCUUGCUAUUGGUCUCAUUGUCCAAUAUGCUGAAGACUACAAAGAUGACAAAUUGCGACCUAAUUACACAGACGACCUAACUUUACAAGAGUUCUUCUCUAAUGGAUAUGUGGUCGCCGUCAUGUUUCUGUUGACAACUGUGGCAUUUAGUGUGUUUACACAAUAUCAUCAUUUGAUCAUGUUUCGGGUCGGUGUGUUCAUGCAAACUGGAAUUCGAGCAAUGGUAUAUGAGAAAUCUCUAAGACUAGCAAACUGGUCUGGUGGACAGUCAGGUUUGACAACAGGUUUGCUCAUUAAUCACAUGUCAAGCGACACAGAAAGUUUUCCACCUAUGGGGUUUCUUGUCAAUCAGGUGUGGGCAAUACCACUGCUGGUGGUGGCCUCUAUUAUUAUUCUUGUAUUUGUCCUGGGAUGGUCUGCAUUGAUUGCGUGUGUUGUAAUGUUAGCAAUGAUACCGAUUCAAGGGAAAAUUGCAGCAAUUUUGUCUCGAUAUCAACAAGACAAUCUGAAAUUGAGUGAUGAAAGGUUGAAGAAAGUCAAUGAAUUGCUGCAGGGCAUGAAACUGCUGAAGCUUUAUGCAUGGGAAGAGUCAUUUCGGAAAGCUGUAGAGGUUGUGCGACAAUCUGAACUGAAAGUGCUUCUUAAGCUGACAUUGCUUCGUGGAAUGAUUUUGUUUAUUACCAAUGUGACUCCAGUGUUGAUCACUUUGGUGGCAUUUGGUAUGUACACCGUUUUGUCAGAUGAUCCAUUGACUGCUGGCAAGGCAUUUACAGCACUAGCUUUGUUUAAUUUGAUGCGAUCUCCAAUGCUUCUGCUGCCUUUCUUGAUUAACAUAAUGGUCACAUCGCAUGUCAGUCUGAAACGACUAAACAAAUUUUUUUGUGCAAGAGAACUGAAGCAACCACUAAAAGGUCAGUCUCUGAGUCGCUUGAAGUUAGAAGCAGUGGAGAGCAGAAACUUACCUGAUGGAUUGGAUGCAGAAAUCACAAAUGGCACUUUUUGUUGGGAAGAAGAAAAUCAGCAACAGCCGACACUUAGUGACAUUAACAUUUCAAUUCCCCAAGGCAAGUUGACCAUGGUUGUUGGUCGUGUUGGUUCUGGCAAGUCUUCGUUAUUAUCUGCACUUCUUGGUGAAAUGUCUGUAUUGUCAGGAGCAGUAACUUGGAGAGAGUAUGUGUCUGACUAUUCUGUUACAAACCCUUUGUCACUUGUUCCCUAUCUGGCAUUUUAUAGCCAAAAUGUUGCUAUUGCAUAUGGAUCUCAGAAAGCAUGGCUACUGAAUGACUCACUGAAACAAAACAUUUUGUUUGGCAAAGACCUGGAUAAUGAAAAAUACUCAGCUGUACUAGAGGCUUGCGCUCUAAAUCCUGAUCUAGAGGUGCUUCCUGCUGGCGAUGAUACAGAGAUUGGAGAAAAAGGUAUUAAUCUAAGUGGUGGUCAGAAGCAAAGGGUUAGCGUAGCUCGAGCUAUCUACUCUAACUCAAGAGUUGUACUUUUGGAUGAUCCAUUGUCUGCAGUUGAUGUUCAUGUUGCAGAACAGAUGUUUGAGAAGGGUAUUGUUGAACUGUUGCUGAAGCAAGGAAGGACUGUUGUACUAGCUACACAUCAUCUUCGCUAUCUCAAUCAAGCAGACGUGAUUGUAGUCAUGGAACAUGGUCGUGUGUCACACUGUGGCACAUACAACGAAAUCUGUGAGAGAGAUGCUAAAAUGCGUCGUGUAUUCCAAUAUUGCAACAGCUUAGAGGAUGAUGGUGAUGAUAAUGAUGACGAUAAUGAUCAACAGCCAGUGGAGGAGAAUAAUGAUGUGACUGCAUUUCAGCAUCAAAUCAGUCGUGAAAGUGUUCGAAGUAGUCGAAGUGGUCGUAGUCAGCAUAACACAGACCAAAAGUCACUUGCAUCACAAUGGAAAGGAAAGAAAGAUGGUGAGUUGAUGAGUAAAGAAGAACGCGAAAUAGGAUCUGUCAGUUUUCGUGUCUAUUUACGUUACUUUGGUUCAUAUGGUCUUCCACUGCUUCUCCUUGUUGUUUGUACUGCUGUCGUGAUUGAAACAUUACAAGCUGGAACAGACUUUUGGCUCUCAAAUUGGUCAACUGCAAAUAGUAGCGAUCCUACUGAGAAGGGAACAAACUACUAUAUAGGAGGCUACAGUAUCCUGUCAUCACUAACAGUACUGGCUGGCUUAUUAUUUUCUUUGGCAUUUGCCUUUGCUACCAUUAGAGCAUCAAGGAAUAUACAUGCAGCAAUGCUCAACAGAAUUGUGCUCGCUCCUGUUAGAUUUUUUGAAACCACACCAGUUGGCCGUAUUCUUAAUCGUUUCUCAUCUGAUACGCGAGCCAUGGACUUGAUGCUUCCUGUCAUUUCUCAGCUCUGCGCUGAGGCAGUUAUGCAAGUUAUUACAGCAUUCAUUGUUAUAGCUGUUGUCACUCCUUUCUUCUUGCUGGCUGGAGGUCCUGUCUUUAUUGUAUUUUAUAUUGUUCAAUACUACUUUAGACGAUCUCAGAGAGAGAUUCAGAGGACUGUGAGUGUCACACGCUCACCAAUUUAUGCCAAUUUUUCAGAGAUGCUUAGUGGUCUGUCAACAAUACGAGCUUAUCGUCGGCAGGUUGAUUUCAGAAGGAAAGUUCGAAGGGAGAUUAAUGACCAUGCCUCAGCAGUGCUUUCUCUUCAGACUGGUAAUCGAUGGUUGGGAGUACGUUUGGAGUUCCUCGGUGGUAUUGUCGUGUUAUUUGCUGCCUUGUCAUCUCUGUCCGCUGCGCUUUCUGGGACCAUAGGAGCUGGCCUUGUUGGUUUAGCUGUGGCAUACUCGUUAAAGAUUGUUCUUGUUCUCAACUGGCUGAUUCGACAUGUUACGGAUGUAGAAAUUAACAUGAAUGCGGUGGAACGUAUCAACUAUUACUCUAGAAUUGACAUAGAACCACAGCCAUCUUUAGAAGACAUGCAGCUCCCAAUAGAUUGGCCUGCUAGGGGAGCAAUUGAGAUCAGAAAUUUGGAAGUGCGGUAUUCCAAAGGCCUUGAUCCUGCUCUGCAUGGUGUUACUGCAUCUGUUAAUUCUGGUGAAAAGGUGGGGAUUUGUGGUCGGACUGGUAGUGGCAAGUCAUCCAUGAUGCUGGCACUGUUCAGAAUUAUCGAGAUAUGCAGAGGUGAUAUUGCAAUUGAUGGCAUAAAUAUCUCUCAAAUUGCACUACAGAAACUUCGAUCUCGAUUGGCUAUAAUUCCCCAGGAUCCUGUUUUGUUUGCUGGCUCUGUCAGGUAUAACCUUGAUCCAUUAGACCAUCACGGGGAAAAGGAGCUGUGGGAGUCUCUAGAAGUUGCUCAGCUACACAGUGUGGUUUCUAAACUAGACAAGGGUCUUGACAGUGAAGUAAGUGAAGGUGGUGAUAACUUCAGUGUUGGCCAAAGACAGCUGUUUUGUUUGGCUCGUGCUUUUCUGAGAAAAACUCAGAUCUUAGUUAUGGAUGAGGCAACAGCAUCUGUUGAUGUUGAGACGGAUGCUAUCAUACAGAAGGUGAUUAGAAGUGUGUUUGCUGAACGGACCGUUCUUACAAUUGCUCAUCGAGUAGCAACCAUUCUUGAUUCUGACCGAAUCCUUGUGCUCGACAAUGGUAAAGUGGUAGAAAAUGAUUCUCCACGUAAUCUACUUUCAAAGUCAAAUGGUAUUUUUGCAUCAUUGGUGCAUUCAAACAAAUGACUUAGUGAAAGGUGUCUCCAACUAGUCAUAUAUGUAUUUGUCUGUGGUGGACACUCUUACUAUUAAUUAGGCUAUAUUGUCAUUAUAUAUAUAUAGGUGUGACACAAUAAAGUACAGGAUCAACAGA
Corticium candelabrum is the source of this 4675-nucleotide messenger RNA. RefSeq names its product ATP-binding cassette sub-family C member 9-like. Gene Ontology annotation, cellular component: membrane. Lineage: Eukaryota; Metazoa; Porifera; Homoscleromorpha; Homosclerophorida; Plakinidae. The record is from RefSeq and is a predicted model, not a curated record. The transcript has 32 exons. Gene Ontology annotation, biological process: transmembrane transport. Bases 55 to 4548 code for a protein of 1497 amino acids. Gene Ontology annotation, molecular function: ATP binding; ATP hydrolysis activity; ABC-type transporter activity.